GUCUCUUUUAGUUUUAGAUUCUUUUAAAGAACAUUUAACAAACUCAGUAAAACAACAAUUUUUUGAACAUAAUACAAACUUGGCAGUUAUUCUUAGAAGAUUAAUGCUCAAAUUGCAACCUUUUAAUAUUGCAAUCAAUAAAUCUUUUAAAACAAAGUUGG
This is a messenger RNA of Racocetra persica, 161 nucleotides long. Lineage: Eukaryota; Fungi; Glomeromycota; Glomeromycetes; Diversisporales; Gigasporaceae. The record is from the annotation of a GenBank genome assembly.